Engraulis encrasicolus (European anchovy) is the source of this 1848-nucleotide messenger RNA. It is a transcript of the gene ahsga, whose product is annotated as alpha-2-HS-glycoprotein 2. Gene Ontology annotation, molecular function: cysteine-type endopeptidase inhibitor activity. The transcript is spliced from 7 exons. Gene Ontology annotation, biological process: negative regulation of endopeptidase activity. Gene Ontology annotation, cellular component: extracellular matrix; blood microparticle; extracellular region. Lineage: Eukaryota; Metazoa; Chordata; Actinopteri; Clupeiformes; Engraulidae. The record is from RefSeq and is a predicted model, not a curated record. The coding region runs from base 69 to 1166 and encodes 365 amino acids.
CACCUUUUGCCAUUCAUCAUCUUUUGCAGCUGGAGCCAAACGGAGCUGCUGGCCGGCCAGUCGAUAGCAUGCAAGUCCUUUGUGUAUUUUUCGGGGUGCUGGUUGUGAGGGCUUGGGCCCAGGUGCUACCCGCUGGGGCACCGGUGCUACCCACGGUCACAUUGCCGCCUUGUGACUCCCCAGAAGCUGAGAUGGCGGCAGGUGUCUUCCAGGAUUACAUCAAUGCUCAGCGCACCAGUGGAUUCAAGUAUUCCCUUAACCAGAUAGACGAAAUUAAAAUCACUGCCAUGCCAAACAUGGACAUCUACAAAAUGGAGAUUGAACUAUUGGAGACCAAAUGCCAUGUCCUCGAUCCAACUCCAUUGGCUGCCUGCCCAGUCAGAACUAAGGCCGAAGUCGCAGUGGAGGCUGACUGUGAUGUUGCAUUCACCAAAACUGGUGGAGUUUUAACAGUAGUACAACACCGAUGCAAAUCUGAAUUGGAAACUUCAGCUGAGGAUCUCUGUGUGGGCUGCCCUAACUUGUUACCCUUAAACGACACUAACGCUCUUCAGAUGACCACAGCUUCUCUUGCUGCCUUCAACAACAGAACUGCCAAUGUCUCCCUCAGCAAAUAUGCCAUCUUGGAAGUUGGACGCCUAUCCACUCAGAUUUUAGCUGGUGGGCCAUCUGUCUUUUCUGAAUAUGCCAUUGUGGAAACAAACUGCACCACAACAGAGGAUGACAACUGUGUGGCCCUGAAUCAAACUGUGGCUAGCUAUGGUUUCUGCACUGCUGGAAGUGUCAAUGCAAAUGUUGCAGUUGACUGUCGGAUAUUUGCCCCACAGGAGCCCAUUUUGCCACCUGCUCAGAACGGCAGAGUGCCUGGAGUGCCUGCCCAGAACAGCACCGUGUCUGUACCUGCUCAGAACGGCACCGUGCCUGUCGUGCCCGUCGUGCCUGUGGUGCCCGUCGUGCCUGCAUUUAUGCCUGUACUUGAUGGGCCGGGGCUGCUGUCCGCUGAGUCAGCGGAAUCAUUGGAAUCACUCAAGAUGAGACCAGCAUCUAUCAUCCCCAUAGUGAAGAGAGAAGCACCUGCAGCUGAAACAGUGGCCCCCAGUGGCCAACCACCCAUGGUGCCAGUAGUACCCAUCUGCCCAGGAAAAGUUAAACACUUCUUAACUUAACUUAACCAGCUUCUUAGUAUAGUCCCCUGGUCAAGCCGACUUUGGUCUUGACUUUACUCUUAUUAAUGCACACAUUACUGAAAGGUACUUUAUCUGAACUUUAGUCCAUUCACUCCUGACUAAAGAAAAUCCUCACAUCCCAUGAUCUGUAAAAGGAACAAAUGACUGAAUUAAACGUUGAUAAGCCUCCACCACAAAACAACAUGCAUGGCUCACUUGUGUUGCCACCGGUUCCAGUUUUUCCUGAUGGUCCCAGAGUUUCAUGGUCUGUCCAGGGUCGGUUCUAGUCAAUUUGGUGCCCUAGGCGACUUGAGCAACCCUCUUUCCUUUUAGUGGAAUUAGAAAUGGGCAUCUACAUAUACAUAAAACAUACUGCCAUACAUCUGAUCGAGCACAGCUGAUCUAGUACCUACGUGUAUACCCAUGAAUAAUCAUUGUCAAAGUUUAAUGCAAUAUUUUGCUUAAUGCUCUAAUUAUGUGGGACGUGGCGCCCCCAAGACAUUUGACGUCCUAGGUGACCCACCUUGUCUGCGCCGGCCCUGGGUCUUUCCCCGGGGAAAUAUUUUCCCUGGACACUGAACAAAGGGAGUCAUUGCUUUCAAGCAAAAGGAUUGGUACAGUAAUUGUUGAGAUGUCUAGGUGUUUGUCAGGGGUGGCAAGCUGGCAACCCUACUUGUGUCCA